This is a messenger RNA of Xyrauchen texanus (razorback sucker), 2156 nucleotides long. RefSeq names its product arylsulfatase family, member Ia (gene arsia). The transcript is spliced from 2 exons. NCBI's taxonomy places the organism in Eukaryota, Metazoa, Chordata, Actinopteri, Cypriniformes, Catostomidae. The record is from RefSeq and is a predicted model, not a curated record. The coding region runs from base 115 to 1791 and encodes 558 amino acids.
CAGUCCAUGACUCAAUAACGCUCCAUCCUCACGCAUACUUUACGCGCUUAUCUUUAUGUUCAGUGGCGCAUGUAUGAAUUUUUCGUCUUAUAGAGUCGCGUAAAACUCGUUGCCAUGACAGCACCGGCUCUAACGGGGCUCUCCAUGAUGAGUUUGCUCAGUUUGGGUUAUCUGUCCUGGGACUGGACGAGUCCGAACCAGGUUGAGCAGCCGAACCAUCAGCGCCCGCACAUUAUCUUCAUAAUGACGGACGAUCAGGGCUUUAAUGACAUCGGGUAUCAUAACCCCGACAUCCACACACCGACACUGGACAAACUGGCUGCGAAGGGAGUCAAGCUGGAGAACUAUUACAUUCAGCCCAUAUGCACACCAUCCCGGAGUCAGUUCAUCACUGGCAGAUACCAGAUCCAUACGGGUCUCCAGCACUCAAUAAUCCGCUCACAGCAGCCCAGCUGUUUGCCCUUUGACCUCAGGACGUUGCCACAGCGCCUACAGGAAGUGGGUUACUCCACUCACAUGGUUGGCAAAUGGCAUCUGGGCUUCUACAAGCGGGAUUGUCUGCCCACCCGCCGCGGAUUCCACACGUAUUUUGGAUCUCUGACAGGCAGCGUGGACUACUACACAUAUAAGUCUUGUGAUGGACCAAAGGUUUGCGGUUACGACCUUCACGAGGGCGAGAGUGUGGCGUGGGGUCAGGGGGGGCGUUACUCGACGCACCUGUACACGCAGAGAGUCCGAAAAAUUCUGGCCUCGCAUGACCCGUUGUCCCGGCCUCUCUUCAUUUUUCUAUCUUUCCAAGCCGUACACACUCCAUUGCAGUCGCCGAGGGAGUACGUCUACCCGUAUCGACGGAUGGGAAGUGUUUAUCGCCGAAAGUAUGCCGGGAUGGUUUCGGCUGUGGAUGAUGCGGUACGGAACGUGACGUAUGCGCUCCGUAAAUACGGCUACUACAAGAACAGCGUUAUCAUCUUCUCGACGGAUAAUGGAGGACAGCCUCUUUUUGGCGGGAACAACUGGCCUCUACGGGGCAGAAAGGGAACAUACUGGGAAGGAGGUGUCCGUGGAAUCGGAUUCGUCCAUAGUCCACUUCUGAAGCGCAGGAAAAGAGUUAGCAAAGCUCUGGUCCACAUCACCGACUGGUACCCUACACUGGUGCGCAUAGCGGGUGGGAACAUCUCCCAAACAGAUGGUUUGGAUGGAUUUGACAUGUGGGAAACCAUCAGUGAUGGCAAGGAAUCUCCACGGCUGGAGAUCCUUCAUAAUAUCGACCCACUCUACAACUUCGCCCGUCACGGAUCUUUGAAAAACGGAUUUGGGAUCUGGAAUACAGCCAUUCAGGCGGCGGUUCGAGUUGGGGAUUGGAAGCUUCUGACUGGAAAUCCCGGAUAUGGAGACUGGACCCCUCCACAGGUGCUCGGAGACUUCCCGGAAACCUGGUGGACCCUGGAACGCCAUGUGGAGCCGAAGAAGUCGGUGUGGUUGUUCAAUGUGGCAGAUGAUCCAUACGAGCGCUAUGACCUUGCCGAGCAAAGACCAGACGUGGUCAAGCAGCUCUUGGCCCGAUUAGUGUACUACAACCGGACCGCCGUUCCAGUACGCUACCCUUCGGAAGACCCCAGAGCAGAUCCGAGACUUAACGGGGGGGCCUGGGGCCCUUGGGUGGGGGAUGUAGAAAACUGGGAGGCAUUUUACCUCCGAAAGAGAAAAAUCAAGAAGGAGAAACUGAAGUUUUCCAAAAUGAAGUCAUUUUUUAGGAGACUGAAUAUUAGAAUGAUGUCCAACAGAAUUUAAACAAACGAAUCAUUUAUGAACUGAUUAUCACAAAUGCUGCUGACAAUAACAUAUUAUUUUAGGGACUUCCCUGUGCAAAGUUUGUUGAAGGAAUGAAUUAAUAAACAUUGUAAGCUCUCUGAUCUGUGUGCACUCUGUGCUAUUUUCUCCCAGCUAGGAGACUAUGUCAUGGAGAAUGUUUCCUUUUGGAUUCUCUCAUGGACAAUUCCACACUAUUAUAUGUUUGAUUUUGCUACCCCUCUCAUCCACUCUAAAACUGAGCAUUUCAAAUACUCUCUCCAUUACCGCAUACUUUGGAAAAUUAUGACGUUAGGUAACUGAAAACAUCGUUUUCAAACUUCACCCAAAAUUAAUAAUGUUCUCAU